AUGGAGGGGCCACCUGCCCUGGCCUAUCGCCUUCGAGGCUGUGGGCCACAGUGCCCCCCAGCUCAGAGGUUGUGGGGGGCGGGGCGGGGAAGCAAGCCAGGCCCCAGGGCCCCAGUUCAGGAUGUGGUCUGGCCUCCCUGGGCUCGAGCUCCUGUGUGGCAGGGCCCUGAUGAAACACCCCUGACCUUAUGGCCGCCCAAACCUGAGGGCGCGUCUCUGCCCAGCCUGGGUCCUGAGGCUUCGGGGGCGGGGGGGCAGGCUGCACCCAUCAGCGCAGCCCAGUCCCGGGCCCAUCCUCAGUAUACCUGGCUUGACCUGCAGACGCGGAGGGAGGCACACGCGGCCUGCCUUCACCUGGACACCUGCCCCCACCCUUCUCCUGGGACCCUCGCCCUCUGGCCACACCGCCCACCCCUUCCAGGCCCCAGGUCCGGAGCAGCAGGAGGACGGGGCGGGGCCAGGCCCGCUGACCCCAGGGACAGAGGGUGA
Messenger RNA from Rangifer tarandus platyrhynchus (Svalbard reindeer), 489 nucleotides. Lineage: Eukaryota; Metazoa; Chordata; Mammalia; Artiodactyla; Cervidae. The record is from the annotation of a GenBank genome assembly.